Messenger RNA from Tribolium castaneum (red flour beetle), 1083 nucleotides. RefSeq names its product ankyrin repeat domain-containing protein 27. Gene Ontology annotation, cellular component: early endosome; transport vesicle; tubular endosome. Lineage: Eukaryota; Metazoa; Arthropoda; Insecta; Coleoptera; Tenebrionidae. Bases 121 to 1017 code for a protein of 298 amino acids. Gene Ontology annotation, molecular function: SNARE binding; guanyl-nucleotide exchange factor activity. The transcript has 6 exons. Gene Ontology annotation, biological process: early endosome to late endosome transport. The record is from RefSeq and is a predicted model, not a curated record.
CAAGUGGUUAUCCGAAAAGUUAUCAGAUAAAAUGUUAUUACGUAAGCAACGAAGGUCGUUCAUUAUUGUUGAGUACACAUACCUAAAACAAUGUGAUACAAGCUACCAGAAAUAAUAAAUAUGGAAAUACGAGACUUAAAACAAGCUGAAGAACUGCUUGUGAAAUCAACACACGAAAACAUUUUUGACUACAUUGAUGAAGAAAUAGUUUCGUGGGAUUUACCCAACCAUGGGGAUUAUCCAGAUCUGGUACCAAAAAUAACUGACUUGGUUUACAAAUUAUACACAGAAAUAUUCCCGGAACAAAACAAUCCCAGGAACUUUGCGGCCUUCCAGUGGAUUAUUUUUGAUAAAAUCCACGAUUUGGUCGUGCCAUGCAUUAAAGCGAAUUUGUUCCGAGAAGAUGAAAAUUUCUUCGAACGGUGCUCAUUUUUGUGCAAAAUUAACGUCUCGGCAAGGGAAUUUGGCGCUGAUGAUAAUUAUAGUAUCCCGUUAUGUGCUGCCGUUGUGGAAUUGUCGGUUAUAGACAAAUAUAAAAGUCCCAACGAGAAAAUGAACUGUUUGUGCAGUACGUACGAUUUAGUAUUUGCGGAAAUAAAGACAGCGAUGGUUUCAGUAAUUUCAGAAAGGUCAGAUAAGGAAAUUGAAAUUCCCAUUAUUGACAACAAGGACAUAAUGCCUGUGCUUAUGGUGGUAAUUCUUAGGUCGAAAUUACGCUACAUGUUGAGCAAUUUAUUUUAUAUUAAAACUUUUUAUUUAAAGAUAGAAGAAAAUCGAGAAAUUUUUGAUAUAUUUAAAUCGUUUGAAACUGCUGUUGAUAGAUUAAUGCAGUUGGAUGUUGAUAUUAUGAAGCCUAUGAAAGGACUUUUUCAAAACAGUUUAGAUUUGGAGGAAUACAUGAAAAUUACGUCCAGCCCUGGAGAAGAAAAAAUAGAAAAGGCAACUUUAAUCGAUGAAGCAAAUCAACGAGUUUUGAAUUUAAUAACACGGUCUACAGGCGAAGAUCAACUUUUUUAAUGAAAUAAAACGAACGAUAUUGUUUAAUUGUGAUGUUAGAAAAAUAAACUAAUUGAUACAUAAGAA